This is a messenger RNA of Saitoella complicata NRRL Y-17804, 639 nucleotides long. RefSeq names its product aquaporin-like protein. The transcript has a single exon. The annotation marks the transcript as partial. Gene Ontology annotation, biological process: glycerol transmembrane transport; water transport. Lineage: Eukaryota; Fungi; Ascomycota; Saitoellomycetes; Saitoellales; Saitoellaceae. The record is from RefSeq and is a predicted model, not a curated record. Gene Ontology annotation, molecular function: glycerol channel activity; water channel activity. Gene Ontology annotation, cellular component: plasma membrane.
CCCCAAUGGCUCCGCGAAGUCAUCGCCGAAUUUGUCGGGACGGGUGUGAUUGUGUAUUAUGGGUUGGCGGCACAAGCCACGUAUGCGCUCGCGAACCCGGGUGAUACGAGUCCGGCCCUCAUCGCGGGAUUCUCGUUCGCGGUGGCGAUCGCGAUUGCGGUUUUCGUUUCUGGUCCCGUGUCUGGUGGACAUUUCGCUCCUGGCCUCACUAUCGCCUUCGCGCUCUUCAAGGGAUUUCCGGCACGUAAAGUCCCAUUGUACAUCCUCUCCCAACUCCUCGGCGCAAUCGUCGCGACAACACUCUUAUACGGCAUUUUCUCCCCCUUUAACCCGUCCGUCUUCACCUCCGUCGAAGCACAACCAUACAUCUCUCCAGGCGACCCAAUGAUGGGCGGAGGCGCUAAAGUACUUAUGGAGCUCUCUGCAGACAUCCUCACCGCACUCGCCAUCUGGGCCGUCCUCGACCCCUCAAACCCAUUUAUCACACCCGCCGUCGCACCAUGGUCGAUCGGACUCAUCUUUGCCGUUACCAUUUGGAGUUUCUCGGAUUUGUCGGUUAGUGCUAAUACGGCCCGUGACACGGGGGUGAGGAUUGCCGUGUCGAUGUUCUGGGGGCCGGGGGUGUGGAGCGGGGUUAGU